Molecule: messenger RNA, 3254 nt
Organism: Saimiri boliviensis boliviensis (Bolivian squirrel monkey)
Lineage: Eukaryota; Metazoa; Chordata; Mammalia; Primates; Cebidae
Gene: TXNRD2
Product: thioredoxin reductase 2
Biological process (GO): glutathione metabolic process; cell redox homeostasis; cellular response to oxidative stress
Cellular component (GO): cytosol; mitochondrion
Molecular function (GO): glutathione-disulfide reductase (NADPH) activity; flavin adenine dinucleotide binding; thioredoxin-disulfide reductase (NADPH) activity
Source: RefSeq, a predicted model, not a curated record
CCCCGAGGUCCCGCCCCGGGUCCGGAGGCCCCCGCCCCAGUCCGGCCCCCGUCGGGCCGGCGCUCUCACCUCGGCCGCGGCGGCGCGCGCUGGCACAGGACCCGCCCCGGCGGGCGCAGGCAGCGCGGCGGGCAGCCCCGGCCGCCCGGGAGGCCCCGCGACGAUGGCGGCGAUGGCGGCGGCGCUGCGGGCGCUGGGAGGGCGUUUCCGGUGGCGGACGCCGGCCGUGGCGGGCGGGGUGCGGGGCGCGGCGCGGGGCGCCGGAGCAGGUCAGCGGGACUAUGAUCUCCUGGUGAUUGGCGGGGGAUCUGGCGGCCUGGCUUGUGCCAAGGAAGCUGCCCAGCUGGGAAGGAAGGUGGCCGUGGUGGACUACGUGGAACCUUCUCCCCGAGGCACCCGGUGGGGCCUCGGGGGCACCUGCGUCAACGUCGGCUGCAUUCCCAAGAAGCUGAUGCACCAGGCGGCACUGCUGGGGGGCCUGAUCCGAGACGCCCCCCAUUAUGGCUGGGAGGUGGCCCAGCCCGUGCCGCAUGACUGGAGGAAGAUGGCAGAAGCUGUUCAAAAUCACGUGAAAUCCUUGAACUGGGGCCACCGUGUCCAGCUGCACGACAGGAAAGUCAAGUACUUUAACGUCAAAGCUGGCUUUGUUGACGAGCACACAGUUCGCGGUGUUGCCAAAGGUGGGAAAGAGAUUCUGCUGUCAGCUGACCACAUCGUCAUCGCUACCGGAGGGCGGCCGAGGUACCCCGCACACGUCGAAGGUGCUUUGGAAUAUGGAAUCACAAGCGAUGACAUCUUCUGGCUGAAGGAGUCCCCUGGAAAAACGUUGGUGGUCGGGGCCAGCUACGUGGCCCUGGAGUGUGCUGGCUUCCUCACCGGGCUCGGGCUGGACACCACAGUCAUGAUGCGAAGCAUCCCCCUCCGCGGCUUCGACCAGCAAAUGUCCUCCUUGGUCACGGAGCACAUGGCAUCUCACGGCACCCGGUUCCUGAGGGGGUGCACCCCCUCCCAAGUCAGGAGGCUCCCGGACGGCCAGCUGCAGGUCACCUGGGAGGACUGCACCACUGGCAAGGAGGGCACGGGCACCUUCAGCACCGUCCUGUGGGCCGUAGGUCGAGUUCCAGACACCAGAAGUCUGAAUUUGGAGAAGGCUGGGGUAGACACUAGUCCCAACACUCAGAAGAUCCUGGUGGACUCCCGGGAAGCCACCUCUGUGCCCCAUAUCUAUGCCAUUGGCGACGUGGUGGAGGGGCGGCCUGAGCUGACGCCCACAGCUGUCAUGGCUGGGAGGCUCCUGGCACAGCGGCUCUUUGGUGGGUCCUCAGCCCUGAUGGACUACGACAAGGUUCCCACGACCGUCUUCACCCCACUGGAGUACGGCUGCGUGGGGCUGUCUGAGGAAGAGGCAGUGGCUCGCCAUGGGCAGGAGCGUGUUGAGGUCUAUCACGCGCAUUAUAAACCACUGGAGUUCACAGUGCCUGGGCGGGAUGCGUCCCAGUGUUACGUAAAGAUGGUGUGCCUGAGGGAGCCCCCGCAGCUAGUGCUGGGCCUGCACUUCCUCGGCCCCAACGCAGGCGAAGUUACUCAGGGAUUUGCUGUGGGAAUCAAGUGUGGGGUCUCCUAUGUACAGGUGAUGCAGACCGUGGGCAUCCAUCCCACGUGCUCCGAGGAGGUGGUCAAGCUGCGCAUCUCCAAGCGCUCAGGCCUGGACCCCACGGUGACAGGCUGCUGAGGGUAAGCGCCAUCCCUGCAGGCCAGGGCACACGGUGCGCCACCACCAGCUCCUCGGAGGCCAGACCCAGGUAAGCAGGUGGGGCUGGUUCUGUGUGUGAGGACAGGGCAUGUGGCAGGGGCCAGACCUCCCCGGGGGUCACCAGACCCCGGCCGGGCUGCAGCCGCUUCCCACAUGCAGGAGGUGUUGAGAAACGGGGCUCAUCCUUAGCGGCCCAUCCCAGGUGGAUGCUGGUGGGGAAGGUGUCCCAGGCGGGCUAAGGUCAGGCAUCUCAAGUUGCUGCUCCACAGGGGGCUGCCAUCGGGAAGCCGGCCUCCCCCACCCUGGCCUGGCUCCUGCAGAGCUCGGUGCCAGCUCGUUUCCCUGUUGCCCAGAAGGUGGAAAUGCUGCCGGGUGACGGCAGCCCUGCCCGGCCCACCCCACACAUCUGGUUCUGUUCCAGCGCUGCAGAGCCAGGCUGGCCGGGGGCAUGUUGUUCAUCGUGAUCUCUUCCAAGGAGGAAGAAACUGGCGAGGGCUCCCGGUGUCCGUCCUGGGGACGUCCGUGCCGGAGCGGGGGCUCCCGGUGUCCACCCUGGGGACGCCCGUGCCGGAGCGGGGGCUCCCGGUGUCCACCCUGGGGACGCCCGUGCCGGAGCCCUUGUCUCUUGGUCCGACAGUGCCUCCUCCAGCCCGGGCUGCAGGGCAGGGGCCAGGGCGGGGUGGGCCCUCAGCCUGUGCCGUCCAGCCUACCUGGGGCACCCCCAUGGCAGUCAGCCUCUGCCAGGGUUGGGGGUGUUUGGCACCCUCUCUUCCCUGGGGCUGAGGUAGAGACCAGGUAGCGCAGUGGGCUCCCCCAGGAUGCCUGUGGGCAGGCUCCGGGGUCCAUGUGGCUCUGAGGGGCUCUGGGGAGACCUCUCUGGGGGCCACUUGGGGACCCCUGCUUCACUGCCCCUCCCCCACAGAGUAGGGCCGCCCUUGAUAGGGGUAAACAAAGGGCGUCCUGAGGAAAAAGUCUUAUCAGAACGUUGCACCUCCCAGAGCUGUUUUGUUAGGAGCCUGCUAUAAAUUUUUAUCAUUUAAAAAUAUUUUUGUAGGACUGCAUCAGUCCCUGUGACGCAUCGGCCUGGGGCGGGGCCACUGCAGGGUGUUCCUCUCCCAUCCCUCCCUUGGAGGUCCCUGGGUGUGGCAGCGGGAGACUCGGCCAGGCUGACGCGAGGGGUGGGUGGCUGCCCUGUGCUGACCCUCCUGUUGUCGCCAGGAUGGCUGCAGGCCAGGCUUAGGGGGCCUCGCCCCUCUCCUGCAGCGCCUGUGAGGUGGUCGGCGUGGAGCACCAGCGCUGGACAGGUGGGCCAUGUGCCCCGCAGGGAUGGCUCUGGGCUGUCCACCUCAUACCUGCACCUCUCUGCCUCUCCUGCCUGGCACCCCCCCCAGGCUCCUGGUGCCAGAUGAUGACGAUCUGGGUGGAAACCCAUCCUGUGGGCACCCACGUCCGAGCCCGCUGGCAUUUCUGUAAUGCAAAUAAAGAGGGUGCCUUUUCUGAA